AUGGGGAAACGCGGAGGGGUCUCCGCGGGCCCGAUCCCGGAGCCGGUGCGCAGCUUCGAGCGCUGGAAGAAGAAAUACGCCCAGCGCCAGACCAAGCUGCGGCUGCAGCGCCGGCAGAAGAAGCGGCCCGAGUGGGAGGUGGAGAGGGAGGCGAUCGCCCGCCUGGAGCGGCGCUACUCGGAGAUAAAUGCAAAUGAAAUAGUAAGGUUUUCGGAUUUCCCUCUAUCCAGGAAGACGCUAAAAGGUUUGCAAGAAGCUCAGUAUCGCAUGGUGACUGAAAUCCAGAGGCAGACUAUAGGUUUGGCGUUACAAAGUAAAGAUGUGCUAGGAGCUGCAAAGACUGGUUCAGGCAAAACCUUGGCUUUCAUUGUACCUGCUCUGGAAAUCUUGUAUCGCCAACAGUGGACUUCCAUGGAUGGGUUGGGAGUUCUGAUAAUAUCACCAACCAGAGAGUUGGCCUACCAGACAUUUGAGGUCCUGCGGAAAGUGGGAAAGAAUCACGACUUUUCAGCGGGGCUCAUCAUUGGUGGAAAGGACUUAAAACAAGAGUCGGAGAGAAUCCACAAUAUAAAUAUACUGAUAUGUACGCCUGGCCGGCUUUUACAGCACAUGGAUGAAACGUCGUAUUUUCACGCCUCUAACCUGCAAAUGUUGAUACUUGAUGAAGCUGACAGGAUUUUGGACAUGGGCUUUGCUGAUACAAUGAAUGCAAUCAUAGAAAACCUUCCCAAGAAACGCCAGACACUGCUUUUCUCAGCAACGCAAACAAAAUCGGUGAAGGACUUGGCGCGACUCAGCUUGAAAGAUCCGGAAUACGUCUGGGUACACGAAAAGGCAAAGUUCAGCACCCCGGCAACUUUGGAACAGAACUAUGUUGUUUGUGAGCUGCCUCAGAAAAUCAGCAUGUUGUAUUCAUUUUUGAGAAGUCAUCUGCAUAAGAAGAGUAUUGUAUUUUUUGCAAGCUGCAAAGAGGUUCAAUACCUGUUCAGAAUGUUCUGCCGCCUUCGUCCUGGCCUGCCCGUCCUGGCUCUUCACGGCAAACAGCAGCAGAUGAAAAGAAUGGAAGUCUAUAACGAUUUUGUGCGCAAGAAAUCAGCAGUUCUCUUUGCUACGGAUAUUGCCUCUCGGGGGCUGGAUUUCCCUGCAGUGAAUUGGGUCAUUCAGUUUGACUGUCCAGAGGAUGGAAAUACCUAUAUUCACAGAGUUGGAAGAACGGCCAGGUACAAAGAAGGCGGAGAAGCUUUGCUCAUACUUCUUCCUUCAGAAGAAAAAGGCAUGGUUCAGCAGCUGUUGCAGAAGAAAGUUCCUAUCAACAAAAUCAAAAUCAACCCUGAGAAGCUUGUGGACAUCCAGAAGAAGAUGCAGUCCUCCUUAGCUCAAGAUCAAGCAUUGAAAGAGAGAGCUCAAAGAUGUUUUGUUUCCUAUCUGCGAUCUGUCUACCUAAUGAAGAACAAAGAAGUAUUUGAUGUAUUCAAGCUACCUGUGGCUGAAUAUGCCCUCUCCCUUGGACUUGCGGUGGCCCCUCGUGUGAGAUUUCUACAGAAAGCCCAGAAGAAAAUGCUUGGAAAUGACCCUGAGACAGAAUGCCUGUUAGGGGGGACAGAUCACCCUGAAAAAGCACCUUCUUCUUUAAGCAACGAAGAGGCAGAGAAAUGCAGAACACUCUUCAGUGAAACAGUAACAUUAGCAGAAGAGAUGCGAGAGCUUCCCAGCAAAGACAAUGGAACGGAGGAUGAUGUGUUGCAGGGAGAGUCUGAGUCAGAAGACGAGCCGCUAAUGCACAAGGACUUGGAACCUCCACCUGUGCAGUUCUUUGAAGAUGACGACGACACAAAGGAUGUCGAUGUGCUGACCGUAAAGCGACGGAAUGUCUUUGGCUUGGAACCCAGAAGCAGUGUGCCUUUGUGUUUGUUGAUGGCUAGGCAUGCAAAUGGCAUUGAGAUGAAGGUCAGGAUUGAUAUAAUGGCUGCUGAUAUCAAAAAGGCACUGAUUGCCUCCUGA
Euleptes europaea (tarantolino) is the source of this 2001-nucleotide messenger RNA. RefSeq names its product DEAD-box helicase 10 (gene DDX10). Gene Ontology annotation, biological process: rRNA processing. The record is from RefSeq and is a predicted model, not a curated record. The transcript is spliced from 14 exons. Gene Ontology annotation, cellular component: nucleus. NCBI's taxonomy places the organism in Eukaryota, Metazoa, Chordata, Lepidosauria, Squamata, Sphaerodactylidae. Bases 1 to 2001 code for a protein of 666 amino acids. Gene Ontology annotation, molecular function: nucleic acid binding; RNA helicase activity; ATP binding.